GGCGCGAAGCCCCGGAUGUGGCUGCUGCGGCCCCUCCUCCCCCGCGCUCCCCUCAGAGACCCCGGCCGCGCGCCGCCACUCACUCGCUGGUCCCCGCGCGGGCCCCUCGGCCGGCGGCGUGGAGGCGCGCGGGCGGAGCGGACGGCCAGGCGACCGCGCGAAGGCGAGCGGGCCGGGCGCGGCCGGGCGGCCGUCGCCAUGAGCGGCUCGUCGGGCACCCCGUACCUGGGCAGCAAGAUCAGCCUCAUCUCCAAGGCGCAGAUCCGCUACGAGGGCAUCCUCUACACCAUCGACACGGACAACUCCACCGUGGCGCUCGCCAAAGUGCGGUCCUUCGGCACCGAGGACCGGCCCACGGACAGGCCUGCGCCCCCGCGGGAGGAGAUCUACGAGUACAUCAUCUUCCGGGGCAGCGACAUCAAAGACAUCACGGUGUGCGAGCCCCCGAAGGCGCCGCACACGCUCCCUCAGGACCCCGCCAUCGUCCAAUCUUCCCUGGGCUCGGGCUCCUCCUUCCAGCCGCACGUGCCUUACAGCCCCUUCCGCGGGAUGCCGCCCUACAGCCAGCUGGCCGCCAGCUCCCUGCUCAGCCAGCAGUACGCAGCCUCCUUGGGCCUAGAGAAGCUGGUGAGCCCCCCGGCCUCAGCCGCAGCCUCCAGCCCCAGCUCCUCUCCGUCUCCGCAGCCCGUCUCCGAGCCCGACCCGUCCUCAGAGCCACACCAGCUCGCCUCCAAGGGAGCUGGCUUCCCAUCCGUCCCUGCCGGGAAGAGCCCCAUGGUGGAGCAGGCCGUCCAGACCGGCUCCCUCGACAACCUGAACGCCAAGAAGCUCCUGCCCAGCGGCAAGGGUGCCGUGGGGGUGCAGCUCAACGGGCGCGCGGCCCCACCCAGCAGCAAGGGCACCGGCAGCACCGAGACGCGUGCUCCCUGGGAUGUGAGCCCGCCCGCCGCGGUGCAGGCGCCCGCGCAGGUCAACGACGAGAACAGGAGGCCGCAGAGGAGGCGAUCAGGGAACCGGCGCACCAGGAACCGCUCCCGGGGGCAGAGCCGCCCGGCUGACACCAAGGAGAACAGCAUCAGGUUCGAGGGCGACUUUGACUUCGAGAGCGCGAACGCCCAGUUCGACCGGGAGGAGCUGGACAAGGAGUUCAGGAAGAAGCUGAACUUCAAAGCUCAGGGCGCCCCUCUGGCUGCAGACGACAGAGCCGAGAAGGGAGAGGAGAAGGACCCUGCGGUGGUGGCCCCGAGUGACGAGGUCCCUGCCGAGGAGGACCACCUGGGGCCCUCCUGCUACUACGACAAGUCCAAGUCCUUCUUCGACAACAUCUCGUCCGAGCUCAAGACCAGUUCCAGGAGGACCACGUGGGCCGAGGAGAGGAAGCUCAACACGGAGACCUUCGGGGUGUCGGGGAGGUUUCUCCGAGGCCGCGGAUUCCGAGGUGGACUGCGAGGGGGCAGGGGCAGUGGCACUGCGCGGCGCAACCCGACCUCCCACAGGGCCGGGACCGGCCGCGUGUAGGGAGGCAGGCGGAGGCUCUGGCCGAAGCAGCAGCGGACACGGCAGAGUGAGGACGCCGCAGUCACGAGCAGACCUGCAUCGGGUCACCCUUCACCGUUUUUGUUCCCGUCGUCACACACCUUGGACGAGGUUCCGCUUGUUUUCGGGGUGUUUCGGGGAGACCUCUCAGGCCUCUGGACCCCUUCCUCUUCAGUUUUGCACAGUCCGGUCUACGGUUGUAUUUUGAAAAAAGGUUUCUAGAGCGAAAGCCCGGUCCUCACUU
This is a messenger RNA of Phyllostomus discolor (pale spear-nosed bat), 1780 nucleotides long. It is a transcript of the gene LSM14B, whose product is annotated as LSM family member 14B. The record is from RefSeq and is a predicted model, not a curated record. NCBI's taxonomy places the organism in Eukaryota, Metazoa, Chordata, Mammalia, Chiroptera, Phyllostomidae. The transcript is spliced from 10 exons. Gene Ontology annotation, molecular function: mRNA binding. Bases 16 to 1518 code for a protein of 500 amino acids.